GUGCUCAAUGCUAUCUGCUUCAUCUGCUGCGUGGCACGAUGGAGCGGCAUCGGCGGAGGCAGGAUCGAUUUCUACUUCUUCUGUUGCAUCGUGGGCUUCAUCGUCACGCUGAUUCUCCUCAUCCUCUACCUGUUCCACGUCGUCGGCUACUUCUACAAGCUGCCCUGGUAUCUGAUCGAGUUCAUCUACUGCGCAGUGUGGACGCUGUUCUACCUGAGCGCUUCCAUCGCCAUGGCUGACCUCGCCGGAAAAUUCUCGAACACCUUCCGUCGGUACUACUCCGCUCUAGCAGCGGCAGCG
This is a messenger RNA of Priapulus caudatus, 300 nucleotides long. Its product is annotated as plasmolipin-like. NCBI's taxonomy places the organism in Eukaryota, Metazoa, Priapulida, Priapulimorpha, Priapulimorphida, Priapulidae. Gene Ontology annotation, cellular component: membrane. The record is from RefSeq and is a predicted model, not a curated record.